AUGAUUUCACCUGUUCGCCUAGUUCAACUGAGUAUUUUCUUGUUUUCGACUCAUUUGGUUAUAUGCAAACUGAAGUUUACCAACAUUAAGUGCGUUACCUUUGAUCCAGAGUUUGCCGUCUUUGACUAUUGCUUUUUAAAAUCAGUUAAUCGUACAUACAAGUACUAUUCCCUAAAAGUGAAAUUGCUAAAGACACCUGUUACCAACGUAAAAUCAAAAAUGUUUUCUCCUGUUCGUCUGAUUCAACUUAGUAUUUUUCUGUAUACAUUUCACCAAGUAAGAACAGCUUGCAAAUCCAAUACAAUAGAUGCCUGCAGGUUUUAUAAAAACCAAAAAUCGAAUCCAAUUGCCGGUUACCUUUACAGUUUAUUCAAAGACUACUCCAAUAUGAAUCAUUCUUGCCCCUACGACCACGAUAUCAUUGUGGAAAAGGUUUCUAUAAGUCAUCUUAAUACGCAAGUAACAGACGUUCUUCCAGUUCCCCAUGGGGACUACCUAUUUCACUCGAACUGGUAUGCCUACGAUAUCAUCCGUGCUACUGCGGACGUAUACGUCACAAUAUCCUAAUCCAAAAGGGUUAUCCUUAAAAUAUAUUGUACAGAAAAUAUUUUUCAUUCGGAACACUCCAGUUUAGUAAUUGCUAAUGGCACAUGAAUAUAUUAAGCAUAGACUUUAUUUAUAACAU
Molecule: messenger RNA, 685 nt
Organism: Drosophila sechellia
Lineage: Eukaryota; Metazoa; Arthropoda; Insecta; Diptera; Drosophilidae
Exons: 4
Coding region: 1-567 (188 amino acids)
Source: RefSeq, a predicted model, not a curated record